GCGUCGGACGUAGUCGAAGACAGAUUAGUACCGCACGAUUGACGGCGUGCCGUCCGAAUCCCGCGAGACAGAGGUUGAACUCUCCCUCUUUUCGGAUGAUAUCGCGAUCUCGCGACUCUUCGUGUAAUCGGUCGAAGAACGUUCGGUCGAAUGGACACGGAUUAAGAUAAAUGCCGCAGUCGGUCGUGUGCGACAGAGUCGGUGACGGACACGCGUGCGAUGCGCUGCACAACGGUUAUUAACAUGUGAGAGGAAGAGAGAAAAAGAGAUAGAGAACCGUCCACAAUUCUAUCGAUCCUUUAUACAUGAUCGGCGUAUAUACAGAUUUCUUUUAUACACCGUUCGCCUAAUAAAAAUCGAAACUCGGUAAUCGCGAUAUAUUCGAGUACCGCGAUGUCAUAUACGGUUGUAUGAGAAAUUUUUCCGGAGAGAAAGACGCAGCUGCAACUGACAACUCGAUUUCCGGUCCCAAAGUUGCGGAGUAAAAAGAGCAAAAAAAGGGAUAUUCUGAAAAAGGAAAACAUCGGUGAGAACUGACGUAAAGAAACGGAGGAAACGUCCACGAAGAUUCCUAUAUUCAUUUCUCGUUGUGUCGGAGGGGUCUAUCAUUACUGCGAGAAAUAAUCUAAAUGUGUUCCAUAGCAAUGCCGGCCGAACUGAUUCUGGGGCACAGUCCUCCGGUGUACAGUUCUUUACUGUACAGUCCCCUAGUAGUCACAGCGCCCACGAUCACUAACAGAAAGGUGCCUCCCAGAAUCAGACCAUGCCUCUCUUCAGGAUCUUUGCCCCUGGAUACAUUGCGAAACGAUGGCAAUGGCAAACAGAAGAAACGGGUGGUAUUUGCCGAUGAUCGCGGUCGUCCCCUCACACAGAUUCGCGUAAUGUCAGAACCGAGCCACGUGCCUCCACUGUGGAGUACGGCCUACGUGGCUGGCCUGACCGGUGGUUUGCUCGGUUCGUCCAAGGAUCAGAAUCAGGAUGCGACGCAGAACACCACGCCGCUGUGGCAAGUGACCUUCCCGCAACCGGCGAGUGACUAUCUCGCCUUUCGACAUAAGCUCGAUCAGGAUAACGUUAGCCUGGAGAAUGUGAUUGUGCGCGAAUCCGAGCAAUGCCUGAUAGGUACGGUAAAGGUCCGGAAUCUGGCCUACGACAAGGAGGUCGUGGUGAGAGUCAGCAACGACUCCUGGUCCACUCACGAGGAUGUGCACUGUACAUACGUGGAGCAACGAGGAUCACCGGUUUCCCUCAUACUCUACGACACUUUCCGAUUCCGGCUCACUCUACCAGUGGCGUCGGACGUUAUCGAAUUCUGCGUGCGAUAUCGCACCGACGGCAAAGAAUUCUGGGAUAAUAACGAGAGCAAAAACUACGUGAUUCGUAAGAAGCAAGAGCCCCGGGUACCUGCCAAAUGGUGCGACAAUAUCCAGACGCCGACAUGCGAUGGAAUCUCCGGUAACAACGGCAGCACGGUGCCGCGCAGCACGGAGAUCACCAGGCUCAACAUGCGCACUUGGAGUGAAUUCGCGUCCUGGCAGCAUCUGGCUAAUGACGCGCCCUAUUGGUGAAUUCACUGACGAGGAGGCUAUGCCCCUUCAUCUCGAUACGGAUCAAGCUGUACGAACUACUCCAGUCUCUUUCACUGCAAUUUUGCCAAGACGAGAGAUCACACAAAUGGGACCAUAAGCCGUAGGCAUCUCAUAGAACACGAGUCAUUUUAGAGGGAAUGGAGAACGAUGAGAGAGAGAAGAAGCUGUACGAUCCGAAUUGAGAACGAGGGAAACAAGAACGCGCGUGCAGGAAAAAACAAUCGGGGGGGAUGAUAAUGAACAGCAGAGCGGACGCAACGAGCUCCUCGGAUAACGCAAUCUGUACGAUCCCAACAUCCACAUCAUCAUACAACCGGAUUACCAAGGUCAUCCUGCGUCCGUCUCCAACGCGCCAGUUCAUCGGCACGAACAUCAUCGUCGCACGUUAUCUUCUCGAACGUCCUCUUCUUCCUCCUCUACUUCCUCAUUCCUGAGAUUUUCGACCCGCCUACGGACUCAAGAUAGUCGAUCACGGUUGAGCUUCUACCAGAGAUCGAGUCGAUCGAAAUCUUGCUGGUCUCGUCAUGUGUGUGUCGGCCAAUAUUAUAUAGUCUUGUAAGUUAUCUCCAUUACUUCCCUUAUAAAUAACUUCCUCUUUCUCUCUAUCUCUCUUCCACCUCUUCGUUUCUAGCGCCCUUAACACGAUCCUUUCGGCGAAACACAAAUUCUCGACCAACUGUAUCUAUUAUUUUACGAGUAUAACGGGAUAGUCUCGUGAAGUCUCAAUAAACAUAAAACAGACAAACGCGAUAUGCUUUGUCGGGUGAAUUAUAUAGACGUUUGUUUCGUAGCACCAACGUGUGUAACUCAUCGCCCAGACACAUAAACGCCUAAAAAUGAUCUACGAUUAUUUUUAUUAGAAGCGUUUUUUAGCUUGUCUGGGUUAUUAUCAUGUACUUGAGUGAUGCUACUUCAAUCUAUCAUCUUUCAUUAAAUGUUAGAAAAAAGAAUCAUAUUAUUAUUAAUUACAAGAAAUUCUUGCGAUUGCGAAAAAACGUAGUUUGUGUUUGCAGUCGUUAUCAGCGGAAAGCGAGGAAACGAUAAUCAUCAACAGCAUUUUUUAUUCUACUCCUAUUUUAUUAUCUAACUGGUGCUAUCUGCUGUUUCUCUUGCAAUAUUUUCUUUCUUUUGCGUGUACUAUUUCGCGAAUAGAAGGUAAAUUAGAGCUUUGCACGAUGAAGAAAGUUUCAGUAAUCAUUAUUAGAUUAUCGCUAUUAAAAUAUUCGAAUCGAGAAGAUGAUUGAAAUACGAUAUACCUUGUAAGAUAUUAAAUACUAACGCGCAAUUAUUUACUCCAUUCGGGGCUUUUAUUUCUCACGGAUUAUUUUAAGGAAGAUUUAUAUUUUAUAUCCAUGAAUAUUAUAUGAUGAACGUAUUGAAUUAUACAAACGUAGAUAUACGCGCGUAUAUGUAUAUGCAGACACGUACUACAUACAGUCGUGUUAUUCGCUCAAUACCCGCUCGAAUCGAUGCGUAUUUAAGCAAACAAGGCUCAAGAUUAAGAAGAUAAAUUACAAUAAAUGCGAACGCAGCAGCCUGUCAACAAACAGUUCGAUUAUGUUAUAUGCAUACUAACAGACACUGAAUCGCUAUAUAAAAGCGGUCAUUAAUUUGUGAUUUACAGAAAUUGUAAUUCUCGAUAAAAAGAAUAGGGCCUACAUAUGAGCCGAAUCUUCAGAUGCCAAAUAUUUUUUUCCUGAUGUAUAUCUGAAGAAUCGGUUCAAUUUUUCUCGAAUAUUUAAUUAAUGCGAUCAGCGUUUUUAGUGUCGGAAUAAUAAUAACAGAAUGGAGCAUGAGUACUUGCGAAUGCGCAAAUCUUUCAGCAACUGGCACUGAAUUAAAACUGCGUAGCGGAAGGAAUGUCGAGACGAUCGUGAGAGAUGAUCGUGAAAGCUCUAGCUAGUCAUUUGGCCAGGCGCCAUUGUCUUCAACAACAGGUUUUCAUAGCAAUAUCGAAUCUGCUUUCUCUGCCCGUAGAGAUUCUUCGAAGUGGAUAACGAGAGUUUCACUCGCGCGUUACUCCUUUUCAGCGAGAUAGUUUUUAACCUCGACUUUUGUUAUAUUUUUCGAUUUUUCUUGUAUUUUAGCUUUCAUUAGAUUUAUAAUGUUCUUCUUAGGAUUUUCUUAGCUCAUCAAAGUAUCAUGUAAUUCAGAGCGAAUAUGAAUGAAAGUGUGGAUGAUGGAGAUGUCUAAUGUUUUUAUGUAAUCUAAAUUAUUCUCUUGGAUAUUUAAUUGUUUGUUCGUUAUAUUAAUUUGGUAGUGCGAUAUUAUAAUAUAUAUUACGUGUAUGUAUACAAUGAUAUUAAUUUACACUACUGUGAUAAUCAAUUGCGUAUUAAAAGAGAUUAGUUUAGAACAAGAGAAAAGAAUACAUCUCCUUCAUCUACUUUACAUCUAUAUAGAUUUUUAAAUAUUUUCUUUCAAUACUAUUAAGUUUUUCAGCAUAUUAUUGUUGUUUUUUAUAUAUACAAAUGACGUAGGAAUCGAUAUUAUUUUUUCCUGUUCUAGUUUCUUCUCUUGUCUACUGUUUCUACUUCUCUUUCCUUUUUUUUUUUCUUUCUAUAACGAUCUAGACUUAAAAGCAGCUUGCGAUUAUAUGUGUAUGAAAUGAUUGUUAGGAUUGUUAGUCCAAUUGCUGUCGCAAAGAAACUAGUUUGUGCAUCCAUUAAUGCUGCUCCGGAUCGAGGUUGUGUCCGUUCAUCGAGUACCAUAUCGUUAAUCGAUACGAGCGCUCGCGUGUGUAUACGUAUGGGUACGAGUGUACAUUUUCUUUCGAGAGCCGUAAGACUGAUAACUUAAACUACAUACAUAAUGUAUAUAAUAAGCGUAUCUAAGUGUAAGAAUUUUAAUAGCGUCUCGAUGAAAGUUUUAUCAUUAUCUUAUCAUUCGACGAUUACCGAGAUUUCUUCUACUAAGCAAGUCACAUCUCCGUAUAUUUUUUUAUCCUGUAAGUUCUUUCGUUCCCUUUUCGCGUGUUCUUAAUUCCUAAUUUGUAAUAUAUCUCGUUCACAUAUACUCGACAUAUACAUGUAUAUAUAUAUAGCAUCUGUUAUGGCAACUUUUUCGCAUCGUUUUUAUAUGACAAACGUGAUUUGAAUAUUAUGUUUACUUUUACAGCGUAUAUUAAUGAUUAUUGCAUACAAUAUUAUUAUCAUCAUUGUUGGUUGUUAUAUAUUUAAGAUAUGUUUCCUGUAUAAAAUGUAUAAGUUUUGAAAAUGUUUAUUAUACUGUGGGUCGUACAUAUAUACACAUACGUUUGGGUACCGUAUUGUACAUAUCAAUGAAAAUGAUUAUUAUCUUUUUGCAAUAAAAAUAAUAUACAAAA
Molecule: messenger RNA, 4914 nt
Organism: Cataglyphis hispanica
Lineage: Eukaryota; Metazoa; Arthropoda; Insecta; Hymenoptera; Formicidae
Gene: Gbs-70E
Product: protein phosphatase 1 regulatory subunit 3C-B
Exons: 5
Coding region: 630-1568 (312 amino acids)
Biological process (GO): regulation of glycogen biosynthetic process
Cellular component (GO): protein phosphatase type 1 complex
Molecular function (GO): glycogen binding; protein phosphatase 1 binding
Source: RefSeq, a predicted model, not a curated record